Molecule: messenger RNA, 2855 nt
Organism: Neodiprion virginianus
Lineage: Eukaryota; Metazoa; Arthropoda; Insecta; Hymenoptera; Diprionidae
Gene: dpr1
Product: zwei Ig domain protein zig-8
Exons: 6
Coding region: 1062-2009 (315 amino acids)
Biological process (GO): synapse organization
Cellular component (GO): neuron projection membrane
Source: RefSeq, a predicted model, not a curated record
UACUUAUAUUGUAUUUGCGAUAUCGUAUGAAUUAUAUAUAUAUAUAUAUAUAUAUAUAUAUCUACAUAUGUCUGUGUAAUAAGUUUGGCGUGUACGCAUGGAUUUCAUCUAUGAUAAAUAAAGUGCAGGUUAUUAAUGUAAAAAUCGUAAUUUAUAAUAGGAAAAUUAAUAUGGAAAUAAAUGCGACGGAGACUCAAUCGUUGACUGCGGUGUGAAUAAAUUGAUAUUUUUAACCGGAUUCUUAAUGAAAUAAGAAGAUUCAUCGACGUCCUGAAUUAAACAUUUUGAUUAAUUGUCGACGAAGUUUGUUCGAUUGUUUUUUGUUUUUUUUGUUUUUUUACCCCCAAACCACAAGUUAUAUCAGAAGAAUGAGUAAAAUGAGGCGUCAGUUCCGGAUCGUUGGUAUUUGCACGUUGAAAAUCAAGUCGCGAAUAUACGAAAUGGAGAUCCUUUUAAAACGUGCUAGGGAUACGAGGUAUAAGUAAAUAUUAAACAUGUCGAACUGGAAAUAAGGGUGAUAAAAUAAAAAGAGAAGAAGGUAUCCCAAAAUUACCGACGAAUCAAAUUUCCCUUUUCUUAAGUGAGAUUUUAACUGUAAUCACAUGUUGUACCUGUAAAAGUGAGCGUGAGUAAUAUCGUGUACAAUAUGACGGUGAAACGUAACAAUCGCGUGGUUAUAAAAGUAACAAUAAUUAAUCACAUUCGUUACAAAAGUAAUUUUUAACGAACCUGAAUAAUAAUUAUACGUGUGAUCGAUGUUUACGGGACGUGUAAUUAUUGAGUAAAUGUAUAAUAAAUAGUGUUGUAAUUGUUUCUCUCAAUGAGGGUGCCGUGAAUAAUUUAUACACAUAAUUUAACCACGGGAAUUAAUACGAAUGAAUAAUAAUUACGAUAUAUGUAACGUGUAUUAUUGUACAUUAUGUAUAACGUUUCAUUGCGAGAGUAAUGUUAUAUCGAUAAUAAAAUAGUCGUAACUGAAAUAGGGGAAAAAAAAAACAAAAUAACUAAAUAAUUAUAAUAAUGUGCAACGAUUAUUGCCUGAAUAAUCGGUUUAUGGUCUCAUGACGUUUAUAAGGUCUAACGUAAAACUGGAUAAAGUGUCAUCCCAGUGCAGUGCAGUGAUUAUAGGUGUAAAAAUGUGGUUUCACUUAUUCCCUGUUUUCAUCAUACUGAUAUUUCAGACGAAUCAAAUUCAAGGUUACGGAUCUGGUCAAGGCAUCGAAGUGUCAACAGUCGGGUCCUACUCGGGUUCUACUCAACACAACAUCAGUGGAUGGCCGUACUUUGAGUACAACGUGCCCCGAAACGUGACUGCGGCUGUUGGCCAGACGGCGUUUCUUCACUGCAGAGUUGAGCAGCUGGGCGACAAGGCGGUGUCGUGGAUAAGAAAAAGGGACCUGCACAUUCUCACCGCCGGGAUACUCACGUACACCUCGGACCAGAGGUUUCAGGUUAUUCGACCCGACAAGUCCGAGAACUGGACUCUCCAGAUAAAAUUCCCUCAGGAGAGGGACUCGGGCAUAUACGAGUGCCAGGUGAACACCGAGCCCAAGAUGUCUCUCAGCUACAGGCUCAACGUUGUCGAGGCCCGGGCGAGGAUCAGCGGCCCUGACGACGUCUACGUAAAGACCGGAAGUCUGCUGACACUGACGUGUCUGAUGUCGCAAGGACCUCACGACCUCGGGACGGUUGCCUGGUACCACGGCAGCCAUCCGGUACUCACGUCACCCCUGCAAGAAGGCAACGACGUCGCCUCGGUGCCUCGGGUAGCCGUUGACACGGAAUGGAGCGACGCUCUGACGUCGAGAUUGAAAAUCACCCAUGCCAGACCAAGCGAUUCGGGGAAUUACAGCUGCGUACCGACUGUGGCGGAAAGCGCGAGCGUCAACGUUCACGUAAUUAACGGCGAACAUCCGGCCGCUAUGCAGCACGGAAAUACAGCCGCAGGAUCCCCGACAUCAAGGAUCAUCCUUGUUGCCGUAGUUUUCCUCCUCGGUCAGCUUAGAUAAUGUGUAUGAGAAGUUGAAACCUGAUUCAGGAAGAAACAUGCUAGAUUUUAAAUAGCCGAGGAGAAACAGCGACGGAAACAAAUUUUACUGCAAAUUUUCGCGUUGAAAAGAUACCAGAAAAAAAAUACACACACAAACGCAGAUGAUGAUUAUAUAUAUUACACACAUGUGUAUUUCUCAAUAUUUGAGACGAAAAAUUUCAUAUGUUUUGAACACUUUUCAAUCCAUUUGAAAUGAAUGGUCGAUCAAGAUUCGUUGAAAUUGAUAUUGCCAUAAAAGACAAUUUUAUCGUUCGACAAUUUUUUUUUUCUUUCUUUUUGUUUUAUUAUUUUUGUGGAACGAAUUUUUCGUUCUUCUUAACCGAAUCGAUCUGACUUUAUAAAUGCCUUCACGAAAUAUCUCGAUAUCGGGUGAAAUUUUAACUUUGUAAUUUUUGUUGAGAAAAAAAAAAAGGAACAGUAAAACGUUUAUUCUCGAAAGAUUUUUCCUGAAGUAUCGAUCAAACAACGAACGGUUUUCUCCACGGUUUGAUCGGAAUUUGAAUAUUGAAGAAAGAAGCGAAAUCGAAGCGUCGUGAGUGAAGUAAAAAUUUGUGAAUUAUACGAAAAAUAAAAACGAUGCAAAAUGUUUUACUUGUCAAGUACGAGCUUGGAAACGUGAUAUGGAUUUUCAACUUUGUAAAGAAAGGGAAUCGUACAAACGAACUUUGACUAACAAUGAACGAUAGUUGAAUGUAAUAAUGGAAGAAAUAAGAAGUGAAGAGAGUAGGAGUUAUGAGAAAAAAAAAGAGAGAGAGAGUAAAAAAAAAAACCGAUAAGUGAGAAAUGAAUGAAAUAGUAAGAGAAU